Molecule: messenger RNA, 2560 nt
Organism: Bufo bufo (common toad)
Lineage: Eukaryota; Metazoa; Chordata; Amphibia; Anura; Bufonidae
Gene: RAVER1
Product: ribonucleoprotein, PTB binding 1
Exons: 14
Coding region: 29-2080 (683 amino acids)
Cellular component (GO): cytosol
Molecular function (GO): mRNA binding
Source: RefSeq, a predicted model, not a curated record
AGGUAGGACCGAAAAGCCUUCUGUCAAGAUGGCUGCCGCCGUGUCCGUUGGAGGCUCCUGGGGAGCUAAAGAGGACAGCAGCAGCAGCGACGACGAGGAGGUGUUCGUGAAGGAGGACGAGAGGGAGAAGCGACUGGAACCGCACGAGAUCCGGAGCCGGGUGGAGCGGAUGAAGAGGGAGGUGAAGAACCGCAGGAAGAUCCUCAUCAAGGGGCUCCCGGGAGACGUCACCAACCAGGAGGUGAACGGUCUGCUGGGGGACUACGAGCUGAAGUACUGCUUCGUGGAUAAAUACAAAGGGACCGCCUUUGUGACUCUACUGAAUGGGGACCAGGCAGAAUGUGCCAUCCGCCGCUUCCACCGAACCCGCCUCCGAGAGCGUGAGAUUUCUGUCCAGCUGCAGCCUACGGAUGCCCUGCUCUGCAUUGCCAACUUGCCAUCCGGCUACACCCAGCAGCAGUUCGAGGACCUGGUCCGCCCAUUCGGUAAUCUGGAGCGGUGCUUCUUGGUAUACAGCGGGGUGACCGGGCAGCCAAAGGGCUAUGGGUUUGUGGAGUAUAUGAAGAAGGACUCUGCCUCCCGAGCCAAGUCUGACCUGCUGGGCCGACAGCUGGGCUCCCGCACGCUGUAUGUCCACUGGUCGGAUGUCUGCCAGCUCACCUAUGACCUGCUGCACUCCCGCUGCCUGUGUGUGGACCACCUGCAGGAGUGCGACCCCAGCCAGCUGAAGGAGGCCUUCUCCAAAGUCUGCGCACCUUCCUUCUGUCAGCUGGCUUAUGGACAGGACGGUCAGUUUAAAGGCUUUGCGGUAGUUGAAUACGCCUCUGAUAUGGUGGCUGAAGUGGUCCAGCAGCAGAUGGAUAACUCUACGGUGGCUGGAGGACACGUCCGGGUCUCCUUCUGUGCUCCGGGACCUACAGGAAGGAGCAUGCUGGCGGCAUUGAUUGCAGCGCAAGCAACGGCAUUAAAUCGUGGGAACGGCCUUCUACCCGAACCCAACAUCCUGCAUCUUCUGAACAGCCUGGGCUCUCCAGCUACACUGCAGCUGCUGCUCAGUCCUCUGCUGAACGGAGGGAACAAACAAGGACUCCUUGGUGCAGCCCCUGCCAUGUCCCUUCUCGCUAACCCUGCCCUGUCUACCGCCCUCCUGCAGCUGGUACUGCAGGCACAGACUGCCACCCAGAAACCUCGUAUUCUGGGGGACUCUCCUCUCGCUGCUUUGUACGGGGCUCUGGGUCUGUCUCCUCAGAUCACACCCCCACCAGGGAAGACACUGCUUCCGGAGCUUGGUUUAGGCAUCCCUUCUGACUUGGGUACUCCUGCCCUGCAACAGUUUCUUGGACCACAGGCACCUGAAUGGGACAGUCCCCCUCCCACUCCUGUUUUGGCCUCCAUGCUUGGUGGGCUGCCAAAAACUUCAGAGUCAGGGAUUUCCCUCCUAGGAGAACCCCCCAGGGAUCUGAACAUUCAUUCCGGUCCUUACAUGAACUUCCACAGCAGGAUCCCCAGCACGGGCUCAGUGGGUGCGUCUAAUAAGCAGGCGUCUUACAAGCAGAAGGGAAGCCGUGUCCCUCUUGCGUCUCUACAGGAGUCCAUGCUGGCCCCUACAGAAGGCUAUCCCUAUGACAUACAGGCUGAGCUGCACCCUCGGGCCUUCUCGCAAAGCAGAGACCAUAUUGUGCCAAGCCUGAGUGCCUAUGAGCCAAGGAAUAAGAUCUCCCUGCCCUCCAGAUUUCGGGAGAGGAGCAGCAGCAUGCCAGCCCCUCUACCACCAUUCACUGGGGGAUCACCUACCUCUUACUUCACCAGCGGCUUGCAGGCUGGACUCCAGCAGACGCACAUGAAUAAAGCGCUCAGUAGGCGUCCCAGCAGUCCUGGAGGAGUCCCGUUAGAGUAUGAGGAUCGGAGUCUACCAUCAGGAAACGCUUGCAAGACCCCUAUAGGAGCACAGAAACGUGGCUUUUCGCACUUGAUCCCAUCCCCCGAGCCUAGCCCCGAAGGAGGCUACGUCGGACAGCACUCUCAAGGCCUGGGCGGCCACUAUGCAGACUCUUACAUGAAGCGCAAGAGGAUAUUCUAGCCGCUGCCCGUCACUGACAGCACCAAAGUGCCUGCCGCUCUGUCAGUCACAUUAGAUUAAGGCUCUUAUCAUUGUGUCGUGUGGAUUAACCCCUAAGAUGCCAAUGCUGCCUGCCACUGGUGCUUGGGAGUUGAGCCUGGAAAUGGGUUUCCUGUGCAUAUGGAGGGGGAAAGGCUCCUCCGUGCGCCUGGUUUAUAUAUUUUUAAAGUUUGCAUUUUUAUUUAAGGUUUUACGUGUAAUGUAAUUCAUUUGCUCUGGUUAUUUAAUGCGUCUGUUUUUAAUUGUGCUGCCUCUUAAUUUUGUUUUUAACUUCUUCCACUGCUCAGCUUUCUGUUCCUUCCUCUGCGUCCUGUCAUUUUUGUCUUUGUGCAGGUGUUAAUCUUGCUUUUCUGAGCCAACCAAGUGUGCCCCUCAUGUGGUACCCGCACCAGUCUGCUGGGGUUGUCCCAGAGUCCACGUGGAUAGGAUAUACUUGUAAUG